CAGAGAGGGAAAGUGACAGAAGCCGUGCAGAGGGAGACGCAGAGAGAGAGGAGCGCCCGGCAGCCACCCAGUCUCGGGGGGGAGCGCUCAGCUCCCCCUCCCCCGGCUCCCACCCUGUCCGGGGGGGCUCCUCAAGCCCUCAGCCCCACUCCCGGGCUCCCCAUGGAAGCCAGCUGUGCCCCGGGAGGAGCCGGCGGAGGAGGAGUCGGCUAGAUGCCCGCGGUGCGCCCGGGGCCCCUGAGCGCAGCCCGCUCUGCGCCUCUGCCCUAAGGCCUCUCCCGGGACCUGCCCGCCCCCCCACACCGCCCGCUUGCCAGCGCUCGGGCCGGAGCUCUGGGCCGGGCGCGCCGCCGCCCUGGAGUGAGGGGAAGCCCAGCCGUAGGGGGGUCUCCGGAGCCGGCCGCGAUGGACGCCGUCUUGGAGCCCUUCCCGGCCGACAGGCUGUUUCCCGGAUCCAGCUUCCUGGACUUGGGGGAUCUGAACGAGUCGGAUUUCCUCAACAAUGCGCACUUCCCCGAGCACCUGGACCACUUUGCCGAGAACAUGGAGGACUUCUCCAACGACCUGUUCAGCAGUUUCUUUGAUGACCCUGUGCUGGACGAGAAGAGCCCUCUCCUGGACAUGGAACUGGACUCCCCCACGCCAGGCAUCCAGGCCGAGCACAGCUACUCUCUGAGUGGUGACUCAGCGCCUCAGAGCCCCGCCAUGCCCAUCAAGACAGAAGACACCACCCAAGAUGUGGACCACGGAGCGUGGGUGCUGGGACACAAACUGUGCUCCGUCAUGGUGAAGCAGGAGCAGAGCCCGGAGCUGCCCGUGGACCCGCUGGCCGCCUCCUCGGCCAUGGCCGCCGCCGCCAUGGCCACCACCCCGCUGCUGGGACUCAGCCCCCUGACCAGGCUGCCCGUCCCCCACCAGGCCCCAGGAGAGAUGACUCAGCUGCCAGUGAUCAAAGCCGAGCCCCAGGAGGUGAACCAGUUCCUCAAAGGGACACCAGAGGACCUGGUGCAGAUGCCUCCGACGCCCCCCAGCAGCCACGGCAGCGACAGCGACGGCUCCCAGAGUCCCCGCUCUCUGCCCCCCUCCAGCCCUAUCCGGCCCAUGGCCCGCUCCUCCACGGCCAUCUCCACCUCUCCGCUCCUCACCGCCCCUCACAAAUUACAGGGGACGUCGGGGCCGCUGCUCCUGACGGAGGAGGAGAAGCGCACCCUGGUUGCUGAGGGCUACCCCAUCCCCACCAAACUGCCCCUCACCAAAGCCGAGGAGAAGGCCUUGAAGAGGGUCCGGAGGAAAAUCAAGAACAAGAUCUCGGCCCAGGAGAGCCGCCGUAAGAAGAAGGAGUACGUGGAGUGUCUAGAAAAGAAGGUGGAGACAUUUACAUCUGAGAACAAUGAACUGUGGAAGAAGGUGGAAACCCUGGAGAAUGCCAACAGGACUCUGCUCCAGCAGCUGCAGAAGCUCCAGACUCUGGUCACCAACAAGAUCUCCAGACCUUACAAGAUGGCCGCCACCCAGACUGGGACCUGCCUCAUGGUGGCAGCCUUGUGCUUCGUCCUGGUGCUGGGCUCCCUCGUGCCCUGCCUCCCCGAGUUCUCCUCUGGCUCCCAGACUGUGAAGGAAGACCCGAUGGCCGCUGACAGCGUCUACACCGCCAGUCAGAUGCCCUCCCGGAGCCUCCUAUUCUACGACGAGGGAGCAGGCUCAUGGGAGGAUGGCCGCAGUGCCCUGCUGCCCGUGGAGCCCCCGGAUGGCUGGGAGAUCAAGCCCGGGGGGCCGGUGGAGCAGCGGCCCCAGGACCACCUGCAACAUGACCACCGGGACAGCACCCACGAGACCAGCAAGUACCUGAGCGAGGCCUGGCCGAAGGACGUCGGCGGGAACAGCACGAGCCCUGACUUCUCCCACCCUAAGGAGUGGUUCCAUGAGAGGGAUCUGGGCCCCAACACCACCGUCAAGCUCUCCUAGGCCAUGCCAAGACCCAGGACACAGGGCGCACCUCUGGUACUCAGAAGAGGGGUCGUCCUGCUCACCAACCCGGAUCCGGCUCGUACCCCUGCCCCCUGGGGUCCCAUCCCAGGAGAAAGGGUUCCACUCCCCCCGCCCACCAGCCCCUCUUUGCCCUAGAUCUUGACCGGGGCCCCCCUUCCCCCCCACAUUUGGACUGUUCCCUUGGGCCAACCACUGUGUUCUCACCCCCUCCCUCCCACAACCAUCCGUCCUUCUUAGAUAAACCACUCACUGAGUCACCCACCUCCUUUCUCAUAAUGACCAAGAGGACCACUGCCUCCCUGCCCCACCCCGACAACAUACACACACACACAUCAACAGACCGACCCACUAAGCCCCUCCCCUCCCCCCCACUGUACAGAGACCAAGAACAGAAAUUGUUUGUAAAUAAUGAACCUUAUUUUUUAUUAUUGCCGAUCCCUAAGAUAUUGUAUUUUACAAGUCUCCCUCCUACCUUCAACCCUCCCUUGUUUUGUAUUUUAUGAAGUUAGUGCGGGCUUUUCUGCUCCCUGGCCCAGGGGAGAGGGUCCCCCCCAACCCCUCACCUGGCCUCCCCCCUGCCGCUGCCCAAGCCGCUGGGCCUUUUUAAUUGCCAAACCGCUUCACCCAUCAGCUCAGCACAUGCUUUAAGAAGGCAAAAGUAAAAAAAAAAAAAAUGAUGCAGCAU
This is a messenger RNA of Odocoileus virginianus texanus, 2674 nucleotides long. It is a transcript of the gene CREB3L1, whose product is annotated as cAMP responsive element binding protein 3 like 1. Gene Ontology annotation, biological process: regulation of transcription by RNA polymerase II. Gene Ontology annotation, molecular function: cAMP response element binding; DNA-binding transcription factor activity, RNA polymerase II-specific. The record is from RefSeq and is a predicted model, not a curated record. NCBI's taxonomy places the organism in Eukaryota, Metazoa, Chordata, Mammalia, Artiodactyla, Cervidae.